AUGCACUUCCACAUUGGCAGGUGCAAGUGUCCCCGUAGAGCAAAAUACCGAGGCCUACACGCCACCGAGGAAAGGUUGCGAGCGUUCGACACAAUAUGGGCCGGCAUUACAUUGCCUGAGACGCUGCCUGCCCCAGCACUAGAAGCCGACCAGAAGAUUCUUCCAGUGCAUGCUGAUAGCGAAGACCGAAACGGUGCGGGCUCGGAGCCUAUCCAACCCUCGUCUCCUCCCGCGUCGCCCGCGCGGCCGCGAAAGCGCCAGCGGAUGGGGACCGUCAACGCACCCAUCACACUCUUAUCAAAUGCCCAGAACGAAGACGACACCGAACCGGAGCAGAGGGCUAACGACCACAUUAAAGUCGUCUGCGCAUCAAAACUGUACAGCAACAUGCCUUUCCGACAAAAGGUGAUCAAGGACACGUACAUCUUCUUGCGGCGGCAGAUGCGACCCGACCUCAAGCGUUGGAAUGCCAGCAUAUGGGAUACAAACACCGUGCUUUACGGCACAGUACUUGGCGGUUGCAUGUUUGCAAAGGUUGAUCCCGCGAAGGCCUAUAAGCUAGAGAAGCUCGUGAAGAGCCCCGGGAUACUUCUAGAGUAUGGGAUAUAUGCUGGUGUAGGUUGCAUGCUGGUGCACGAGCUUCUCGACAUACUUCGUAUGCUAGAAACCGUCUAA
This is a messenger RNA of Alternaria ventricosa, 675 nucleotides long. RefSeq lists its product as uncharacterized. Lineage: Eukaryota; Fungi; Ascomycota; Dothideomycetes; Pleosporales; Pleosporaceae. The record is from RefSeq and is a predicted model, not a curated record. The transcript has a single exon. Bases 1 to 675 code for a protein of 224 amino acids.